Messenger RNA from Miscanthus lutarioriparius, 456 nucleotides. The record is from the annotation of a GenBank genome assembly. Lineage: Eukaryota; Viridiplantae; Streptophyta; Magnoliopsida; Poales; Poaceae.
AUGAUACCCCAGAGCCAGAGCAGCUCCCUGCAGCGCCUUCAACUCGUCGAGAAGCGGAUAGUGCGGGUGCUGGAGCUUGCUGGAGCGGUGAUGGAGGAGCUGGGAAACUCUCAGGGCCCUCGCACCGAUGCAGUCGGCGCGCACUGCCGCGAGCUCAUGAUCGCUAUGAAGGAAAUUCAAACAACGUUGCGUGAGGAAAUCAAAAGUGCUUGUGAAUAUCGUCCAUUUGAAAAGUGUGAUUACAGCGCAAGGAUUGCUAAUGAGAUAUCCUGCAAGAAGCUGGAGUAUGUAAUUGAGAAGUUGGAUACCAUGCAACACAACCUUGAACAGAGCACUGAUGAUUCUCUUGAGGCCUGGGCUCAGGGAUAUGGCUACUAUGCCUACUCCAACCACUUGAUCAGGGAGAUCCGCAGCAGCAUCUACAAAGAAGGGAAGCUCAACAAGCGUCAGAGCUAG